Messenger RNA from Porites evermanni, 4466 nucleotides. Lineage: Eukaryota; Metazoa; Cnidaria; Anthozoa; Scleractinia; Poritidae. The record is from the annotation of a GenBank genome assembly.
GCCACGGAUGAUUCAAGCAGACUUUACUCAAACUUCUUCACAACAGCACCAAUCAGCUGUCAGAACUUACGGAUUGGAGAGAAGUUAAAAGAAGUGUGAAAUUACUGUAUGUGUUAUUGCAAAACAGUAGUCAUUUUUCAAGUUUCCAUAAGCAUAAAAUAUUUAAUGAACAGUCAUAAAAUGUAUAAUUUUUUCCAUGUCAAUAUUAGUGUUUUGUUUGACUGGUCCAAAUGUGCAUAGGGGACACUUUUAUGUACUGGUGUAUCCCUGAUAAGGCUAGUGAAGAAUUCAAACGUCUUAUUUCUUUGGCGAAACUGAAUUUCAAGUAAUAGAGAAACAGUGAUAAAAUGGCAAAGGUACUGUCAAAAUCAUCUGCAUAGUGUACUCUAGAAAGCAACAUUUUAGCUUUUGUGACAUUUCAGUCUUCUUAGUCGCUGAAAGGUUGAUGGAGUCCUACAUAGUCCAAAUGGCCUUACCCAAACAUAAUGUACUGUAUUAAUUUAAAUAUUAUCUUUUAACAUCCAGAGACACUACAGUUCUAGCAAAAGCAUCAAGUUGCUUGUUUUGUACGGUGUUAAGUACUCUGUUCCCAGGGUUUUAGCCAGAAGGGUGUUCAGCCAUCCUAUGAAGGCCCAUUUUGGAAGAAAUACAAGAAAAUUCACCUAAUCUCUUUUAAUUUUAUGGAAAAAGAGGCCUUUUGGACAGCCAGCUUUCAUUGUCUGGCUAAAAGCCUGUCUGUUUCUUAAACCUACAAUGUAUGAUUGAAAGAACUUUUUCACUUUUAUAUAAACCAUGAGCUACAUGUAUGAGACCAAAAGGAUUUAUUGUUGGAAAGUUAUUAGCAUUGCACAUGUUUAUUUUUUCUAUAAAAGCUUGCAUUAUCAUGAGCCUUUGGUGCUGAUGCAUGCAAAUAGGGCUGAAAAGGCUUCCAUACACCAAUGUAUUUCUUGGCAAUAAGCCAACAACUUUACCUUUGGGAAAAUGAAGAAACAAAGAUCUCUCUAGUUAGUUUAAAAUCAUGAAGUGGGAGCUAAAGGUUUACUGGAAAGAGAAACAGACAAAACAGCAUGCCUAAAGCAAAGUACUCCUAGGAUUUACAUCCACAUGGGACAUUCAUGAUGAUGAAGGCUUUUCUACAAUGAAUUUUGAAUUUGCGAUGCUAGUAGACAGGGUUGUCAGAAAGUUUUGAAGUAGAGGGCUGAGUUGUCAAGGUAAGUGGCCAGCCAGGGAUAUUUUAUGUGAAAAACACCAUCCACAAAGAAAUGGCAAGCAGAGUAGCUUGCCGAUACUAGCCAAGUAGGCAGCGAUUUUCGCCAGCAACUGGCUACUUUUGACGACCCUGUAGUAGACUUCUAGCGAUAAAUCUUUUAGGUCCCAAGGUUCAUGGUUUAUUCUUUUCCAAGUUUUUUCAAUCAGGUAUAUACACGUAUUAUACAAUGGUGCGAUUUCACACUAAUGAUCUGAGAUCAAAUGCAUGUAACCCUGAAGGAAUCUCUUGAUUGAUAAAAUCAUAAGUAAUUUGCAGAAAAUAACUUCUGAAAUGUUGAAUAUUGUGAAUGAAAUGAUCUUUAGUGUUCUCAGCCCAGUUUGCACUACAUACACAAUAAACAUAAAUUAUUUCCUGCAUAAUAAUACUUCUCAAAAUGUAAAUAAUAUUCUAACAUAUUCAUACUUUAUUGUAAGGCCUUACAUCACUGCCUGUGCACGUGACUCAGGCACAAUGAUUUACUCAGAUCCACUGAAUUGAAGAUCCUUUUCAUGAAUAAUUUACUUAAUUUAGCUCUGGUCACUAUGCCUUCGUUUUCAGAGAGGGAUUUCAGGGAGCUCCAUGAUUGAUCCAAGGAAUUUGCCACACGCUCGUGUCUGUCUGUUACGUCUGUCAACAAGGGACCUUCCACCAAAUGCAUUACAGCAGUAUCACAAAUAUACCGCCAAAAGGAAAAGGAGUGAUCCUGCUCUAAUUGAAGCCAAAGAAUUAAACAGGAGCACUAUCUCCGUCAAACAACCCACUGAUAGCUAUUCUACCGGGGCAGAUAAUCAUCCGGACACUGGUGUAAACAGAUCAAAUUUAGUCCAAGAUUUAUUUUUGACAAGAACAUCCUCUCAAACAUUUCCUUUGAACACCCCUUAUGUGCCGGAGGGCAGUCAGCAUGUGACAUGUGGCUUAUCAAAUAAUGCUACUGAAACAGCUAGAGAACAGUAUCCCACAGCUUACUCGUCUUGUAGCACAGAUGUGUCUGGUUGGUCCACUGACAGUCACCUUGAUAAGUGUAAAGAUAAAAAUAUAGCUGGUGUGCUCAUACAACCUCUGGAUGUUGAGCAUGUACUGAAAAUUAAAGGAAAUGUGCUGCCUUGCAGAAGAAAUUCUGUAAGAUCCACGUCUUCUAGUGGCUCAUCAAAGGGAAGGGAACUUAGUGCUUCUGUGCGUCUUAGUCCAGUGACAUGGAGUGGCCCAACAAUUACCAACAGAAAGUAUGUGAACUACAAUCCUAAUGCAUUGGGAGAAUCCAAUGAUAAAACAGUGCCUGUUGUUACAGAUCACAAUUAUGCACUGCAGGUGAAUGGCAGCAUUUUGGUAAGUAACCUUAUCUCUUCCAUUUGUUUUGUAGUCUAUGGUUCAUGUUCUCAGGUGCCUUGAAGGACAAGUUUUUUUGUCAGCAUAGUUGUCUCCUUAUUCCCGUCUGCCAUGUUAAGCUCUGGUAAGUCCAUUUAAAUUGUCCCCUCCAUUUGCAAACAUAAUUUGCAACCUACAUUGUGUUUUUGUUUUACAGUGUAGUCCUUCAUUUAUCCAUCACAGGUGUCUAUAAAGACUCUUCAGACAAAAUCUGUCAUAGAGUUCUGCCCCAUCUUGACAAGAGAACCCAGCUUAAACAGUUACUAUAUGAAGAAGAGGGUGUAGACCUUCUAAAAGACCUUUACAUUUUCCUGGAUGUUUAUGCUAUUUUAAAGGACUUUUCACUCCUGUUUAGCACAAAAUUCACAGGUCGAAAAUUCCACCAGUGAUGUAAUGACAAUUGAAUGAAAGGAGAGUGUGUCAUAUUUGAUGUCACUGCCGGCACAGCAUUAUGUCAAUAAUUUUUAUUUUUUUUCUGUCUAAAUUUAUAAUAGGAUUCAAAUCCAUUCAGGCAAAACAAGUUGACCUCGUGACUUUGUUGUUCGCUCAGCUGCUAUGCAACCAUAUUGAAGCUUGCUCCCCUCACCUUUAAGAAUGUAUGAGAGGUCAACUUGUAGUAAGUCUAAGAGGGUGCUGGAUGAGGAUCAUUGAUACGUGAUCACUCAGAUCAUUAUGCAUCAUAGGAACUGAUGAUUCCACUCUGGACAAGGUUUCAUUGGCUCCUUUGAUGUACCUUAACUGUACCCGAGUGAUCUGGGAUCACUGAUCCAGAUCCAGGUCACCCAAAAGGAGGUGAAAAGAGAGAAAGAGACCUUACACUACCAGCAGGGUGCUCAUUAAGUGCCAGCUAAAAAACCAGCUACUUGGAGGUUUAAGCUGUCUACUCUUUGAGGAAACGGGGCAAAGUGAGAGUGAAAGCCUUAAACCUCAAGCUUUCCAUUUUGUUUCCCAGGAAUCACAAGGCUUGUUGUAUGAACAAAUGCCCUCGGCGAGGUUAACUUCAGGCCUGGAAGAAAGAUCAAGUGUAAUAUCAGAUGAAAGCACACUGUCAGCAAGUUUUAGUUCAUUGAAAGAUCAUUCAUGGUAUGGUCAUGAGGAAGUGUGGCCAGAUUUUGAUAGUUACUCACCCCCAGAAAGCCCUGAACCACAAUGCAGCAAAAAUGGGGAUGAGAUUUUUUUGACAGAUUCAGAUGUAGUUCUUCCCAUGGAGGCAAAGAUCAGUGUGCCAUUGAAGCCAUGUAAUGGACUUCUUUCUCCAAAGAUAAGCCUUUCUCCUGUGCUCGUUAAGGAUAAAAGAGGUGUCAAAAGGAAAUGCUUCAUGUCCAGUGACACUCCCUCAAAGAGGAAGUCUCUAUCCCCCAAGGGAGAUCUUGUUGUCAAACUUAAUGAUGUUGGAGACAAAUUAGAGCGGUCUCCAACUGGUGGACUCACUGUAGCCACUUCUACAAGGACUGGACGGUAUACCUCUUUUGGACGAAGAAUUUUAGCAGUUAACUACUCAGAGAAGUCUCUUGCAAAGUCUGUUAUGAAAAGAACACUUCCGACUGAGGUCAAAAGACGCAAGGCGAAGAGAACAAGAAAGUGUCUAGUUCAUAAAGACCAGAAAUGCACUUGCCAUGUUGAAAACCAGAGGGGCAAGCCAAAGAAAGGGACAAAGAAGCCCAGAAAGAGAGACACUACACUCUUGCGUUAUGAAAGUCUACCAUUCAAAGAACUCAACACUAUUUCGAGAAUCUCCACAAGGUACAAGGUAGCUUUUUCCAAAUGGCCAUAUGUGUUUUCUGGUGCUUUGGAUCUUAUCAAUCAGAGGAUAUCUAAUCAGAAUUUGUUUUGGAAUUCCAUAAGAUCCUAG